GUAUCUAUGUUUCAGAGCCUGUAAAAUAAAUUACUGCCAACUGCUUUCGUUAGUUGCGGAUAUCUGAUUCGGUGCUGUUAAAUUGUUAUGUGACAACCUGUUUGGGUUAUUGAAAUUAGAUUUCUGCAUGACUUAAAUUAUAUAUCGUAGAGGUUUGUUGGUGUUAUUGUAAAAAAAGGAAGUUGGAAAAAAGCAAUUAUGACUGAGGAUAUGAAGAAAUACUUGAAUCAGUUAUUAUGUAGGGUAGAUGGCCUUCACUGUAUCUUAAUAACGGACAGAGACGGCGUUCCAGUUUUGAAAGUUACUAAUGAUAAGGCUCCAGAGCUUGCAAUGAGACCAAGUUUCCUCACAACAUUUGGGAUGGCAACAGAUCAGGGUGGCAAGUUGGGAUUAGGAAAGAACAGGACCUUGAUCUGCAUGUAUUCAACAUUUCAGGUUGUUCAGAUCAACAAAUUACCUCUAGUAAUCAGUUUCAUUGGCAGUGUUUCUUGCAACACUGGUCAAAUCUUGUUACUGGAGCAGCACAUUGAACCUCUCCUUAGUGACCUUAAAAUGGUUGUUGCAGAAUCAUGAACCAUAACAUAAACAGUGAUUGAUCUUGCCAUGCUGACUGAACUAUCUUCUGGAUAUAACUAGAAAUGUACAAAGAUGUUUGUCUUCAUAUAACAGAUUUGAAGGUGUUAGAUUUGUUUCUAAAGAAAAUAUACUCUUAAAAUUUCUUCUGUUUAUUAUAUAUAGUCAUUUGAACUUUGAAAUAUAUUUUGUUUGUAAAAACUAACUUUUUAUAGAGAAUUUCAAAUCGGAAAUGGUCACUGUUAGUAGAGUGUGCUUUCUGUGGUCUGGAGAUAGGAACUAGCUCUGUCGAUGGGCCCAGCAGAGUAGGUUUUACCUGAAGAUGGAGAUAAAUUCCAGUAUCCAAAACGCUGUGUUUUAUUAAAUCUGGGACUGGAUAAUGUCCAGAAAGUAGUUUGCUUCAACAACACACACCAUUGUUGCAAACCUUCAGAAUUAAAUUGUUAUUGAUGUCUGUAGUAAGUCUUCAGAUGUCUCUGUAUAUUAA
Zootermopsis nevadensis is the source of this 1060-nucleotide messenger RNA. It is a transcript of the gene Lamtor3, whose product is annotated as Late endosomal/lysosomal adaptor, MAPK and MTOR activator 3. The record is from RefSeq and is a predicted model, not a curated record. Gene Ontology annotation, biological process: cellular response to amino acid stimulus; positive regulation of TOR signaling. Gene Ontology annotation, cellular component: Ragulator complex. NCBI's taxonomy places the organism in Eukaryota, Metazoa, Arthropoda, Insecta, Blattodea, Termopsidae.